UGCAAAAAUAGGUGUUACGAAGCGGAUUCGAUAUUUACUAUAUAUAUCUAAAAAAUUAUUUUAACCAUAUAAAAAUAAUAUAAUUAUCGGAAGUUCAAAUGAACCCAAAACAAUUCAGAGAUCAUAGAUAGGCCAUAACUACAUCAGGUUGAAACAAUCAUAUAAGAAUCUACACUAAAUUCAAAUUAUAUAAACCGGCUGUAAAUAGGAACACUCUCAUAAAAGGUAUUUUUAAGAUUAAAAUAUUUUUUAAAUGUAUCUUCUCGUAAAGAAUACUCUCAUACGGAAAAUUUAUCCUACGUCCCACCCAUAUGUUAUUAAUGUCAUAAAAUAAAUUAUCAAUUCUCUCUCUGUAUAAAACUAAAAUAUGAUUAUGAUUUUUCUAUAAUUAUUUUUUUCUUCUUCUCAUUAUUUACCGAUCAUUAAAUUAUCACCAAGUUUAGAAGUGUUUUUAAUAUUUUUCUCAGCUUUUCAUUAAGAGUCUCAUGCUCCUAUAAGAAUUUGAAACCGCUAAAUGUAUCUAAAUUUGGUUAAUGAGUUUUUCAUACUAUAAAUAGUUCGAGGACUAAACUAAUAAUUUACUAUUUUUCAAUAAUUCUUUUCUAUACCAAAAAGUGCUAAUAUUUCCUUUAAUUAUACCCCACUCUUUAAAAGAAAAGAAAAGAAAAUUGUCAAAACCCUAAUGGAGUCUGAAGGUUCCCAUCUACAGCCAAAACAAAUUCUUAUUUUGCCGGUAGAGCUCAUCAUUGAAAUCUUAUCGAGAUUAGCUGUUAAAUCUCUUUUACGAUUCAAGUGUGUUUCAUCGCAAUGGAGUUGUUUAAUCUCUAGCCCUAAUUUUAUCAAGACUCAUCUUAAGUUAUUUACUAAUAACAAGGAUUUCAUCCACAAUAGACUCCUAUUGACAUUUAUUCAACCUCACCGCCAUCUUAUGGACUGCUCCAUCAAUUCCUUGCUUUAUGAUUCUGAUCCUAAGACAUUUCAAUUGGAUUAUCCUAUGCAAAAUCGUCGUAAGUUACUUAAGAUUUUAGGUUCUGUUAAUGGAUUGAUUUGUUUAUCGAUUGGCAAGGACUUAAUUCUUUGGAACCCGUCAAUUAGGAAGUUCAAGAAAUUUCGUGAUCCUCAAUGUGGUUGCUAUGUGUUGCAUGGUUUUGGAUAUGAUGAGCUUCGUGAUGAUUAUAAUUUAGUGCUUAUUUCCAAAGAAGAGGUCAGAUUAUAUAGUUCAAAUAGUGAUUCAUGCAGAACGUUAGUGCAUGAUCGUUCGGUUAGGGCGGUUAGAGAGAAAAAUGGUAUUUUUGUGAAGGGAAAGCUUCAUUGGGCUAAAUCACUUUCACAAGAUCAAGAUCAAUAUCAACAUUCAUAUAAUGAUUGGGACAUCAUUUGUAUUGAUGUGACUGAUGGAGAAUGGGGAAAGGUGGAAAAACCCUUUUAUGGAGAAGGAGAUUUUGAUUUAACGCCAUCUAUGGGAGUUUUGGGAAGUGAUCUUUCUAUUUUGUGUAAUAAUCAUAGCCUUCAAACAGAUGUGUGGAUAAUGAAGGAAUGUGGAAUUAAAGAAUCUUGGACAAAGAUGUAUACCAUGAAUCGACCUAAUGGUCAUCCCGAAGGAUAUCAGUUUUCUCCGCUCUUUUGCGGGAUGUCAAAUAAAGGAGAAAUCUUUUUUGAGGAUGAUCAAUCAACUUUCAUUAUUUAUGAUCCAAAAAAUGAAUCUUUUACAGGUCAAAAGGUGAUUAUUGAUGGAUAUCGUUUUUGGGAGGCAAGCAUCUACAUCGAUGAAAGUCUAGUUUGGCCCGUUAGCCAGAAGGGAAUGAUGCAAUCUGGGAUACUACGAAGUCUAAGAAAGCAAACAAGGUAUGAACAACGAGUGCAACAACCACGAAGGUGGGAAAUCCCAAAGUGAAACAUAUUCAAUAACUAGUAUUAAGAGUUAGCAACACACUUGUAUUAAUCAUCGCUAAAUUCUCUUUAUUCAAUUUUAAUGACCUAAAACUAAAAAUUUUAAUAAUACUUUUUUGUAUGCAAAAUGUUA
Messenger RNA from Solanum lycopersicum (tomato), 2023 nucleotides. Its product is annotated as F-box/kelch-repeat protein At3g23880-like. Lineage: Eukaryota; Viridiplantae; Streptophyta; Magnoliopsida; Solanales; Solanaceae. The record is from RefSeq and is a predicted model, not a curated record. Gene Ontology annotation, molecular function: protein binding.